AUGAAAGUAAAGCUCAAGAAAUGCGUGAGAAGCCUAGUCAAAAAUCAUGGUCGACCUUCUCCAGAAACACUUAACACCUAUGAAGAAGUCUUUAACAACAAAGUCACACACCUAAAGUCAGAUAACAGCAUCGACAUAGAUAUGAAGUGGACUACAAUAAAGGACAUUAUUCUCGACACACGAAAAGACAUCCAACAGCAAAACUAUUGUAGUUCAAGAAAGGCGUGGAUAUCAGAAGAAACGUGGAAGGCGAUUAAUGAAAGAAAAGACCUCCUAACCAGAAGGGACUCUGAGAAAGCUCAGUAUAACACCAUAUCAGCGCGGGUUCAAUGCUUAUGCCGUAGAGACUACAACCAAUAUCUGAACUCGAUAUGUGAAGAUAUUGAGGACCAUGCUAGGACUCUGCACACCAAAGACCUGUUUCUA
Molecule: messenger RNA, 426 nt
Organism: Brenthis ino (lesser marbled fritillary)
Lineage: Eukaryota; Metazoa; Arthropoda; Insecta; Lepidoptera; Nymphalidae
Source: the annotation of a GenBank genome assembly